AUGGUGGAAAUGGUUAAUGAAUUUGAUCCAAUAAUGCACAUUUGGCGGGCUAAAGCAAGAGAGAUUCAAUAUACGUAUCUUGGUAAAAAAAUCCAAAAUGAGUUGAUACAAUUGUUGGCUAAUGAAGUAGAUGACAUAACAAGACUUGGACUUGCAACUGAGCUUCAAAAGGCUUUGAUCAAACUCGAUCUGGAUAUUGAUAAAAUUAGAGGGCAAGUGUAUGACGACGGAUCUAACAUGAGCGGGAAGCACAAAGAUGUGCAAAGAAGAAUAAGAGAUGCAUUACUUGAUUUGGCAGAAAGUAACAAAGAUCCCAAAGUGAAAAGUGAAGUCGAGUCGUUAGCAAUACAUGAACUUCAGAAUAUUGAGUUCUUGCUUGGCAUUGUAAUCUGGUAUAGGUUGUUGCAUGCUAUCAAUAAUAGGAUAAGGGGUGCAACUUUUUCAAAUUUGUUGAACUCUUGUAUGAAUCUUGAUAAAUAUCUUGAACAUGAUGGGUGUUUGAACAUCAAUGGAGAUGAUUUAUGUUCGAAGUUACAAGUCUUGAGGUGUUAUUUACAAAGUGAAGCAACAAGAGCAAUUGAAGUGCUACAAUAUUUGAAGAGAUUGAAUGUUUAUUUCUCAAAUGCUUAUAUUGCUUACAAAAUUUUGUUAAUCAUACCGGUUACAGUUACAUCUAUAGAAAAAGGUUUCUCGAAAUUGAAGUUGAUCAAGACAUAUCUCCGAUCAACUAUGUCACAAGAAAGAUUAAACGGGUUGACUAUGUUAUCAAUAGAGAAAGAAAUGGUUAAGCAGCUAAAUUAUUCAGAUUUGAUUGAUAUUUUUGCCUCUAUAAUAGCGAGGUGA
Molecule: messenger RNA, 843 nt
Organism: Olea europaea var. sylvestris
Lineage: Eukaryota; Viridiplantae; Streptophyta; Magnoliopsida; Lamiales; Oleaceae
Exons: 4
Coding region: 1-843 (280 amino acids)
Molecular function (GO): protein dimerization activity
Source: RefSeq, a predicted model, not a curated record